This is a messenger RNA of Pecten maximus, 926 nucleotides long. RefSeq lists its product as uncharacterized. The record is from RefSeq and is a predicted model, not a curated record. The transcript has 3 exons. The coding region runs from base 1 to 831 and encodes 276 amino acids. Lineage: Eukaryota; Metazoa; Mollusca; Bivalvia; Pectinida; Pectinidae.
AUGGAGAGAGUACACCGGUUUGAAAAGGAGUCCGAGGAUGAUGAUUCGGAAGAGUUUGAGGAUGACGAGGUCUUCCAGUUAGCGGAUAUAUAUGACAAGUCCAAGUUCGGACCAGCUCUUUCGGCGAAAGUAGCGGAGAGCAUUACUUCUGCCGUCAGAACUAGGGCGGACGUGAGUAAACUGAACGAACUGUAUAAAAUUCCUGAGAAUAUUGAGGCACUGUUGCCUCCGCAUACCAACCACGCGGUGUGGAAUUUCGUUGGGGCCAACGCCCAGACAUGUGAUAGAGCCUUGCAAGAUUUUCAGAGACUUCUGGGCCAUGCUAUGGUCCCUUUUCUGACUUUGGUCUCCAAAUUUCAGAAGUUUGGGAAGAAGGGGACGUCAGAGAUUAGUGUUGAUUCAAAAGAGAUUAAGAAGACGUUGUCCGACGGACUAAGUCUUUUAUGUAAUGUGCACUAUGAGCUGUCAGUGAAACGGAGAUGGUUUAUUCGUCCGUCAUUGCCCUACAAACACUUGUAUCCGUUGUGUAAUGCUGAUACUGCUAUCACUACAGAACUUUUCGGUGAUAAUGUAGAGAAGAGAUUUAAGGAGCUUGAUGACUUGAAUCGUUGCACGCAGAGGAGAGGUCGAGCUUUCGGCAAUCGAUACAAUUCUGGCUAUCGUGGUGGACGGUCAUCAAAAAACUGGCAGGCCCCGUGGGGGCGAGGAGGCUACAGAGGGUCCCAGUCUCACAGAGGGAACUCGAGGUAUCACAGAAGGGGGAGAAGACAGUUUCAGAGCAACCCCAGCAACGAUGCCAACCAGGGGGCAGCAAAAACAGUCAACCAGUAGCACUAAAGGACACUGAACCUGACCGCAUGCGUCAUCUCAGGGCAGCCCUCCAUCAUAGAGGCUUAUCAGAAGAGGCUACCGAUGUGGCGCUCCAC